Molecule: messenger RNA, 2185 nt
Organism: Coregonus clupeaformis (lake whitefish)
Lineage: Eukaryota; Metazoa; Chordata; Actinopteri; Salmoniformes; Salmonidae
Product: homeobox protein Meis2-like
Exons: 13
Coding region: 618-1796 (392 amino acids)
Biological process (GO): eye development; animal organ morphogenesis; positive regulation of transcription by RNA polymerase II
Molecular function (GO): RNA polymerase II cis-regulatory region sequence-specific DNA binding; DNA-binding transcription activator activity, RNA polymerase II-specific
Source: RefSeq, a predicted model, not a curated record
CACCUUCUCCCGCUGAUCAGUGGAGCCAGUCUAUCCUAUAAGCGCGCUCACAGCCAACCUGCUAACAUUCGCUGACACCCUCACAUUUCAGAGCGGGAGGAAAUGGCCACGAGGACCGACGCAUCGAUAUAGUGUGUUUAUCCUCGGACGUUCUUUCUUAUUAGAUUUAAUUCAAAAGCGGUGCGUUGGAGGAAUAGACUGCCUUCUGGAACUAAUAAUCUCUGUACACCGUAUUUAGAUUACCUUGACAACCGGUCUCAGUGAUUGACAGCAGGACCGAUACAUGUGCGUUGUCCGAUGCGCUUUUUGGAAACAACUUUUAACCGAAGGUUCUAGUUGGUCUUAUCCGUUAUGGUGAUUUUUCCAUUUAGGCUAUUGCAAUAUUUUUUUUCUUGUUGAAAAAUACACAUCUACACCUUGUUGCGGGUUUCUUCUUUAUUGCCACUGCGGAUUAUAAUUUUCAACUGGAUGUAAAAGGCAUCAAUUUGAUACACCACCUUCUCUGCGGACUGACACUGUACCUGACCACCCUCUGCGGACUGACACAGUACCUGACCACCUUCUCUGCGGACUGACAUAGUACCUGUUUCUUACCUCUUUAUCUCCAAGACAAGCGCAUGUCGAUGGCUCAAAGGUACGAUGAGCUGUCCCACUAUGGUGUUGGGAUGGACGGAGUUGGACUCCCGGCGUCCAUGUAUGGAGACCCGCAUGCUCCUCGGCCGCUUCCGCAAGUCCACCACCUGAACCAUGGUCCGCCUGCACAUCCAACCCAGCACUAUGGAGCCCACGCACCCCACAACAUCAUGCCCAGCAUGGGCAGCGUGGUCAACGACGCACUAAAAAGAGACAAAGAUCAAAUCUAUGGUCACCCGUUGUUCCCUCUGCUCGCCCUGGUGUUUGAGAAGUGUGAGUUGGCGACCUGCACGCCGAGGGAGCCUGGAGUAGCGGGCGGCGAUGUUUGCUCCUCAGACUCCUUCAAUGAAGACAUCGCUGUCUUUGCAAAACAGAUACGUGCAGAAAAACCGUUAUUUUCAUCGAAUCAAGAGGUAGACAACUUGAUGAUCCAAGCUAUUCAAGUAUUACGAUUUCAUCUUUUAGAAUUAGAGAAGGUGCAUGAGCUCUGCGACAAUUUCUGCCAUCGGUACAUCAGUUGUUUGAAAGGCAAAAUGCCCAUCGACUUGGUCAUAGACGAUCGAGAUGGCUGCAAAUCCGAUUUAGAUGACCUGACGGGAUCUUCCGCAAAUCUAGCAGAUCACAACCCAGCGUCCUGGAGAGACCUGGAUGACGCUCACUCCACGCCCUCCGUGGGCACCCCUGGGCCCUCCAGUGGGGGCCACGUCUCCCAGAGUGGGGACAACAGCAGUGAACUCGGAGACGGCCUCGACAACAGUCUGGCGUCGCCGGGCACAGGAGACGAGGACGACCAGGACAAGAAGAGGCAGAAGAAGAGAGGCAUCUUCCCCAAAGUGGCCACCAAUAUCAUGCGAGCGUGGCUCUUCCAGCACCUUACACACCCUUACCCUUCAGAGGAACAGAAGAAGCAGCUAGCACAGGACACAGGCCUCACCAUCCUGCAAGUGAACAACUGGUUUAUCAACGCCAGGAGGAGAAUAGUACAGCCUAUGAUUGACCAGUCUAACAGAGCAGUGGGCCAGGGGACAGCAUACAGCCCUGACGGGCAACCAAUGGGAGGCUUUGUACUCGAUGGACAGCAACACCUGGGGAUUCGGCCUGGUGGACCAAUGGGUGGAAUGGGAAUGAAUAUGGGGAUGGAUGGUCAGUGGCACUACAUGUAAACCCUCUCCAACCGAGGCAAGCCUGAAGAAGAAGAUGGAGAAGCCUCCAUGGUUUGCUCAGGGAAAAUCCUGCCACUUGGUCCAAUGAGCGCGUGACUCCGCCCCAGUCACACCUGUACCCGUCAUCGGACUACGCCCACCUCACCUCCCCACUGGAGCAUAGAGGACCACACCCACAUCUGCACAAACCCUGCCCACAUUGACCUUUAAUAAUAUCAUGCCUGGAGGAAGAGGAGGAUCUACUAAUAAACAACAACAAAAACAACAACAUUUGCAGACAACAACAAUCUUCCAAAAUUAAAAAGACUUCUGAAUGAACAACGGAAGCUAAAAGGACCUCAACAACAUUUUGACACAUUUUUUGUUUUGUUUUUUAAAUUAUUAAUUUA